CUGCGUUGCAGCUAGAAAAAAUGAGAAGAGCAAAAAUGCUUGAGGGUACAUCCAAAGAGGAAGGAGCACAAACACACUCUGAAGAAUUGCUUAUUCCUUUCUACAGGCUCAUCCUUUAUCUUCCAUAUCAGUGCCAGCAAAUUGAUCACAGAUGUCUCUUUCUCUCUUCUGCCCUCUACAUACGGGAACUUCUGUUUCCUUACACUUACACAGACUUGAACAAAGUAUUUUGUCUCUUCACUAUUACUUCAUCUGGCUUAUCUACAAUGAUGAGAAGAGACUGAAGCAAUCUCAGGAAUGUUAGUGCUUACCUUGAAGAACUUGAAAGGCGGAAAUUUCAUAAGAUCAAAAAGGGGCAAGCACAGUAUUUAUGUAUAAAAUGGGGCAAGAGGCAUGAAAAGGAACUGCGAAAUUACAGUUGACAUCAACUAGUUUGAUUCAAAUUCCUGGAAAACAUUGAAAGAGAUGAACUUCUUAGCAUCUAGAUGAAUAACAGCCAGCUAAGACAUGCCAAGAAGCCAGCUGAGCCCAUCAGAGGAGAAGAAAGAAGUGCCAUCUAUCACCACAUGCUGACUUGGAUUUGCAACAAGAUCCCACAGGGCUCUCUCCAGGGAAUGACCGUGCAUUGCCACCAAGAACUACAGGCUGGUAUCUGCCGACCUUUGCAAGCAUCCUGCCAAGGCACGAGCAGCCAGGAGAGCGUGAACAAACCCAGCUCAAAGGCCCUCGGAGCUUUCAGCUGUAACUCACACCUUCAAACCCAGGCUUAUCCAGCCUUGCUCCAAAUCUCCGUGCUGCCCAAAUCCCGGCUCGGGGCUGUCCCAGGCCCCAAAUCCCGGCUCGGGGCUGUCCCAGACCCCAAAUCCCGGCUCGGAUAUGUCCCAGACCCCAAACCCUGUCUCGAGGCUGUAUCAAACCCUAUCUCGGGGCUCUCCCUGACCCCAAAUCCCGGCUCGGGGCUGUCCCAGGCCCCAAAGCCCCUCUCGGGGUCCCCCCCGGGAGCCCCGGCCCCGCGCUGCGCUGCUGCCGCCUGUCGGCCCGAGCGCGGUACUGCAGGCGCCCACAGAACCACGGAGACACGGAAGCACGGAGUCACAGGAUGACAGAAACACAGAACCACAGAAUCUCGGAAUCUCGGAAUCACUGAAUGAACUAGGCUGGAAAAAACCUUUUCAGACCGUCAAGUCCAACCUAUGACCUAACACCCCCUCAUCAACUACACCACAGCACUGAGUGCCACGUCCAGUCUUUUUUUAAACACGUCCAGGGGCGGUGACUCCACCACCUCUCUGGACAGACGAUUCCAUUGCCCAAUCACUCUUUCAGUGAAGAAUUUUUUUCCAACGUCUAACCUAAACUUCCCUAGGUGCAGCUCCAGUCCGUGCCCUCUCGUUGUGCCAGGGAGAAGGGAGCGGUCCCCGCCUGGCUGCAGCUGCACUGUGUCCGGUGUCUGCAAGGUCCGAGCCUCGGCUGAGAGCGCCACAGCAUCCCCGAAAUGCUGCCCCAGAAAGAGCUGGGCCACCAGGGGUCCUGGCCCACUCCCUCACCCCCAUAACUCGCCACCCUUACCACCAAAAGCAUUUCAAUACAGCGAGAUGCAUGAGGCUGUACUCGCUUGUUUUCUUCCCCUCUUCUUGACUCUUUAUGGGCAAUAAAACAGCACAAUGGAACUGAUAGAGGAGCCUAGGAUCUUAGACUUAAUCAAACGGAAACCCUGGGAGAGUCAGACACAGAUAGCUUCUCCCUGGGGUAGAAGUGACCAGGAGAUACGUUGUGAAACUUUGUAAUGAUUUCCAGGUAACUGAUACCAUGAAGAGUGUAUAACCAAUGGGAAAUUGUUACCAAAAAUAGAACCCUAUAUAAGUGCUGUAGAAGUAAAACCCUAUAUAAAUGCCUUGUAUACUCAAUAAAAUUGGCUUCUGAUCUCGACUCGGAUGUCCCUGUCUCUCAGUCACUGAUAACUCUUUUCAAAUGCUUUAAAUGUAAAUUCCCUCAUGGAUUUCCGAGCAAAAGCAAUUAAUAUAGUAUUAUCAGGAAUGGAAGAAGAAACUCACCCUUAUGCAUUGCUCUGCACAAGGAAGACAAAUAGAAACUUUGGGGCAGUGUUUGUUUGCUCUCACACUUGAUUAAUUCAUAUUUACAGUGCUUUGCUUCAUUUGAAUGGAGCUUUUUGUGAUUUAUUUCUAAUAUAUUUUCAGUAAUGUAGCCCUUGCCUGCUAGCACAGACAGAAAUUGAACUAAAAUAGUCUGUGGCUUAUUUCCUAAUGUUUAUUUACUGCUCUCAUAGUAAA
Parus major (Great Tit) is the source of this 2291-nucleotide messenger RNA. RefSeq lists its product as uncharacterized. Bases 486 to 1103 code for a protein of 205 amino acids. The transcript has 3 exons. The record is from RefSeq and is a predicted model, not a curated record. Lineage: Eukaryota; Metazoa; Chordata; Aves; Passeriformes; Paridae.